Molecule: messenger RNA, 1518 nt
Organism: Paramisgurnus dabryanus
Lineage: Eukaryota; Metazoa; Chordata; Actinopteri; Cypriniformes; Cobitidae
Source: RefSeq, a predicted model, not a curated record
AGUUUUUAGUCUCAGACUAAAGAUUUUACAAACACUGAAUCUUGUAGUGACACUAUUUACAAGACUACAACAAGAUUAUUUUAGCUUUUUAUUCCCACCAAAUUCCUCCCAUCAUGCUCAGCAGUGAUUUAACAAAAAUGGAGGAGAAGCAGCUACAGUUAGCUACCGUGGCUUUUGCCAUUGCAGUCAUUUGCAGUGAAAGAAAAAAGAAGAGAAAGCGUCAGAGGAUAUGGGCACGGCCUUGGCUGCAUGGAAGGGGACAGCAAGGUCUGUCUGUCCUUCAAAGGGAACUGGAGGUGAGUUAUGUCAAUACUGCUAUAGCCUACUAUUGCAAUCAUGUACUGCUAACUAUGCUAAUGCUUUGCAGAAUACCUUGUGCUAGCUUGACCACCGGGUAAAACCACCCUUUUUAACCAGAUAAAAGACAGAAGUGGAUUCAGAGAGUUACUCCGGAUGACCUCUGAGGACCACGGAUAUAUAUUACAAAAAGUGGAGCCAGUCAUCUGGAAAGCAAACACAAAGUUUCGAAUGGCCAUCAGUGCAAAAGAUCGACUCUCAGUGACACUGAGAUUUUUGGCCACAGGUGAGACCUUUAAAUCCCUGGGAUUCCAAUACCGCAUGGGGAGCACAACGGUUUCACAGAUCGUCAUCUCAACGUGUGAGGCUCUGUAUGAAGUUAUGAAGGAGGAUUACCUCAAGACACCAACAUCAGAGGCUGCCUGGAGAGCUGUCGCCGCAGACUUCAAGGACAAGUGGCAGUACCCAAAUUGCCUGGGUGCGCUUGACGGAAAACAUAUCUCCAUUCAGCCCCCCGGUCACUCAGGCAGCACAUUCCGGAACUAUAAAGGCCACUUUUCUGUUGUUUUAAUGGCAGUAGUAGAUGCCAAUUACAAAUUUGUUUAUGUAAAUGUAGGAGCCCAGGGCAGACUGUCAGAUGGUGGUUUAUUUGCCCACAGUGACAUCCACAGAGCAAUGAAAACAGGCUGCCUGAAUUUACCCCCACCAGAACCCCUGCCUAACACCACCACCGUCAUGCCAUAUAUGUUUGUUGCAGACGAUGCAUUCCCCCUUCGCACAGACCUGCAGAAGCCAUUUCCCCACCGACAGCUAGACCAUGACCAAAGAAUCUACAAUUACAGGUUGUCGAGAGCAAGACGGGUCGUGGAGAAUGCCUUUGGCAUUCUUGCCAACAGGUUUCGGGUCUUCAGAACAACCAUCUGUCUACAUCCUGACAAGGUUGUGAAAAUAACACUAGCCUCGUGUUUGAUCCACAAUUUCUUGCGAGAACGCAGAUCAGAGUAUGUGCCACCAACCUUGACAGACCAGGAGACUGAUGACCACGAAUGGAUCCCUGGAUCCUGGAGACAAGAAGGCCAGGGAGCAUUCCAUGAUCUGCCAACCAGCCACGCACGCAAUCCUACACAAAGGGCUAAAGACCUGAGGGACCUGAUGAAGAAGUACUUCAACUCACCAGAGGGCCAAGUACCAUGGCAGGGGCACCACAUUUAAUGUGUGCAC